Messenger RNA from Nasonia vitripennis (jewel wasp), 1320 nucleotides. RefSeq names its product mannose-P-dolichol utilization defect 1 protein homolog. Gene Ontology annotation, biological process: oligosaccharide biosynthetic process. The transcript is spliced from 5 exons. The record is from RefSeq and is a predicted model, not a curated record. NCBI's taxonomy places the organism in Eukaryota, Metazoa, Arthropoda, Insecta, Hymenoptera, Pteromalidae. Bases 232 to 966 code for a protein of 244 amino acids.
AUCCAAGCUGGGCAAGUGCAAGCGCCGCAAGCUUCAGCAGACAAGACGGCCACCUUGGCCGCCGCGAGAGGCAGCACCUGCCGAUAUGCAUUAUGCCGUGUCGUUUGCUCUAUCUCAUCCAACCUAUGCAUUCGUUCGACACUCGCGAGUCGCGACAGUAGCAACUAGCAGUACUGAGUACACUGUAUGACUGUACGGUUCUUACCAACGUGGUACACGUAAGCGGCAAACAUGGCACAAUUUAUACAGGAGUUGCCGCUUCUCUUUUUCACCAGGGAAUGUUGGAAGAAUUAUGUCGAAGAUUUCAAUUUUCUUCACGCCGAGUGCUUCAAAGCGACGCUCAGCAAGACCCUGGGUCUGGGAAUUAUUGCUGGCUCAGUGCUUGUUAAAAUUCCUCAAAUUGUAAAAAUUCUUCAGAAUAAGAGUGCUAAGGGAAUAAGUACCGUCAGCGUUUUGCUGGAUCUCUUUGCCAUAACUGCUAUGGCAUCUUACAGUUUUAUCAGUGGAUUUCCAUUCAGCUCGUGGGGUGAUGCAGUAUUUUUAGGCCUGCAAACAGUUGCAAUUGUCUGCCUGGUUAUGUACUACUCGGAUGGUGCAGCAAAGGCCACUGCAUUUCUUGCCGCUUAUAUUGCUGUAAUAGCAGCUGUUGUCGCUGGUUUGGCUCCUCUUAACAUCCUGUGGUUUGGCCAAGCCAUGAAUAUACCUGUUAUUCUGUGCAGCAAGUUUACACAAGCUUAUACAAAUUAUUCCAAUGGAAGCACUGGUCAGUUGUCCGCUGCUACUGGUUUUAUGCUGUUCUUUGGCUCACUAGCAAGAAUUUUCACCUCUGUCCAGGAGACAGGGGAUGCAACUAUGGUUAUUAUGUACAUUGUCUCUACUCUAGCUAAUGGACUGAUUGUUUCUCAACUUCUGUAUUACUGGAAUGUAACCGAGAAGAAGGCUGCAGUUUCAAAAAAGAAAAAGUGAUAGUACCUUCUUUUUGAUGGUUGUUAUUUACUGGACAUUCCAAAGAUAUUUUAUUCCCACUGUUGUAGUGCAAUUGCUACGUUGACGUUGACUUUUGGAAAAUGAAUUAGCUUUUUACAUUGGAAUAUAGGUAAAAAUAACAAAAAGGAUGAGUGGGCAACUCUUUGCAUUUACAAUAUCAAUGUACAUUUACCUACAUACUAGGUAUUUUUUGUUUUCUGUGGGAAUUUACUUGAUGAGAAUUUUAUACGGUAAUCUUUUUUUUUGUUUUCUGUAACGACUGGUUGAAUUGUAAAUAUGAAACUUGUAAAUUAUUAUAACACAAAUAAGGAAAUAAACCAAUUUACAAUUUUA